Molecule: messenger RNA, 1354 nt
Organism: Argentina anserina (silverweed cinquefoil)
Lineage: Eukaryota; Viridiplantae; Streptophyta; Magnoliopsida; Rosales; Rosaceae
Product: F-box/kelch-repeat protein At3g23880-like
Exons: 2
Coding region: 29-1354 (441 amino acids)
Molecular function (GO): protein binding
Source: RefSeq, a predicted model, not a curated record
CGUAGGAAUUUUGUCUGAAAGAGGAACAAUGCCAAGAGCAAAGAAUGGAAAUCUUAUGAAUCCCAAGAAAAGAGGAAGAUGCAAAGCGAAAGGUGCUUUCAAUAUCCCAGAACUUCCACUGGCAAUAGUAAUGGACAUUCUAUCAAGGCUUUCCUUCAAGACCCUCUGCAGUUGCAGGUGUGUUUGCAAAGACUGGCUUCACAUUAUUUCUGACCCUGAAUUUGCUCAUCUACACCGUCCAACAUUGCCCCUCAGUAUCUUGAUCAAGACCCAGCCUCCUAAUAGAAAAUUAAGUAGACUUGAUUUAUUCCAUGUAGAAAAAAGUGCUGGUUCUCGGAUUAAAGUCGACAGACUGAGAUUUGAUCCUCAAAAGAGCAUACCUUGCUCUCUUUCUGAAGUGAUUUUGAUAAAUUCAUGCGACGGUUUGGUUUGUCUGACUAAGGGAACGCUAUGGAAAUCGCGAGAUGGUUCCUUGUAUGUGUGCAAUCCUAUUUGGGGUCGGUACAUCAGCAUUCCUUCUCCUGAUAAGAAUAGAACGUACGAUAACGAUUUUACUGCAAUUGGUUUUAGCGCCAAGACUAAGGAAUACAAGGUGGUGCAAACAAGUACCAGAAACGACUGCCAUGAGACUGAGGUUCUUAUAUACACCAUUGGUACCGGAGCUUGGAGAAGUCUUGGAAAGUCCCCUAAAGGUAGUGUCGCUCAGUUACCAUUCAAUUCCUUUCUCCAUGGGGCUCUUCAUUAUGUUCUUGGUGAACAUCCAUGUUCUCAAGUAAUACAAUGCUUUGACUUUGAACGGGAAGAAUUUCGACCUCUACUAGCCCCAGCAUAUUUGAAGAAAGUCAACCGUUUUCGUGGUUGCUAUUGGAAGGUGGGAGUUUUGGAAGGUUGUAUGUUUUUAUUUGUGUUUGAUGAUAAUGCGGGUACAACAUCCGAAAUGUGGAUCAUGAAGGAUUAUGGCGUCCAAGAGUCGUGGACCAAAAUCUUUGUCCUGGAAAACUCGUUGUUUUCUAGGGCGUCCCCCUCUUAUUAUGAACCAAUUCUGUUCUUAAAUGAUAUGGAAAUUCUAAUGACAGAAGAGAGUUAUUGUGUGGUCUGCUAUAAUCAAGAAACUAAAUGUUUCAAAAAAACUAGCGUUGUUCGGACUGAGUCUAGGUUUCAGGCACUUGGUUACUAUCCUAGCUUUGUUUCACUCCAAGAUGUUUCAAAUGGAGAGGAGGUAAGAAGCGUUUUAUCAUGCUUACUAUAUGACAUGUGCAGCAUACGAGACAAUAUCGAAAUUGAUAUUCUGCGUGGUGGAGGGAGCAGUAGUGAUGUUUUAUCCAGCGUUCCACCUGAUCACAAUUCCGGAUAG